AAAGAGCAUACAGCAUGGUGCUUGGUGGGACACUGACCUUCAUCUCCUACAGACCAGGACCACAGCUGAAGCAGAACAGAUUGUUUUGAGCCCGAGUCAAAAAUGGAUGACUUUGAAUACAGCGUGGAGAUCUGUGACCGUGACUGGGAACGCUUCUUUGCAGAAUGCGAGGAGUGUAAUCUGCUUCCUCCUUCAUUAGCAGGUGUGGAUGAUUCAGGGAUGAGUGACAUUGAUGAUACAGGAGCCAUUCUUGCUAGAAGAGCUCAGAGAGUGGAGCUAACAGCAGGCUUUUCAGAAGCUGACCGCCCCAUUGAUGGACCCCCACACUGCGAGGGCUCUCCUGUGGAGCAUUACCUCAGCAAACACAGCACCAGUGGAAUGGAGAGCGUCCUCUCGGGCAGCGAGGAGGACUUACACCUGCAGUCUGUCAAUAUUUUCUUUGAAAAGCUGAAAAGUCUCACAGAGGCUGAGCAGCCCUCAGAGCCAAGCCAAGAGAGAGAUGGAAAAAUCAGAGAGGAGGAGCGCUGUAGUGAUGGGCAACAUGCCAGUGAAAGUGCUCUGCCAGAAAACAUCCCCAAGUUAAACUCUCUGCCUGCCAGGGGUGAAGCAGCAGUUGGCAAAGAGACGGCGAGGCCUCUCGACACCAUCAGGAACAUAAACACAAUGAAAAAAGUCGAGGCUGAGUCCAACAUUUCUCCAGAACCCACAGUCGAUAACUCAGAGCUCAAGACUAACAAAUCAGCUGCAAUAGAGUUAUUCAUCAGAGAGGAAACCUGCGCAGAAACCAAAGUAAAUGAGGUAAUACAUCAGUCUCAUGACUCACCAGACGUCUGCUCAGAAACAACGGCUCACGCUUACAAUGUGGAAACGCGCACACCUCUGGAUGACGUAAAGCAGGAAGGUUUGUUGGCACCUCUCACUUUAGAAAAUGUUAAAUGGAGGGAAGACCAAACAUUUAAUGUUUUACAGUCAGAUACAGGAAGUACAAACAAAGCAGCGAGCCAAGAAUCAUCUCCAUCUGCCUCCAUCAAAAGGAAAAAGAGAAAGAAGAGACGACUCAGUGUGGAGCAGAGUGAGGGGGGGAAUAUUUAUGAGAGGCAGGGUUCGGUUAAGCAGAGUGAUUCAGAAGAGGAGCGGUAUGCUUUGAGACGAGGAGCAGGUCAGUGUGUAUCUGAGGAUUUUAAUUCAUUUUAUUUAAAUGAACCACAAAAAAUACCCUUUACUCCAUAUUCAGUUACCAACAAUUUCCCGCUAAAUAUAUCUGCUAAAAAUGUAAAAGUAAGUGAUCUUUCCCACUCUGUUCUUCCACAUGACAGUCAGUACCAGUAUUUGCCAGAAAGCGUAGUUAGACAGAAAAGGUGUACAGUAACAGGCUCCGCUGAAAACAUUUCAGCUAGCAAUAGGUCAGUAACCCCACUAAGUCAAACUGAUCACAGUUUGAUGUCUGUGCCAAACAGCAGUGCCAAUGUAACAACAAAUUCACAGCCUCGCAGCAAGUUACAGGUAGAAGAAUCUGCUGGACCGAAUGCAUAUUCUGGGCGCCCAGUUUCAAUUGCUGGCGGUGUAACUGGUAAAUCAGGCAUGGCUGGAGAAAAUCAAAGCAAGAAUGAAAACACAGGGGCUCUCCAGCAGUCUGAUGAAAGAGAACAUUCUGUCACUGGUUGUGAAAAGGAACAAAAUCCAAAAUGUUCUCCAGCAGAGGUCGAAUCAGCAGCUCGCAGUCUUUUACCGCGUGCAGAGUCAAAUGCUCCUGCUGUGGAAGUCAGCCAAAAUGACAAACUAUCCGCUGCUAUGACAGUCCUGGCCGGAGAGGCUGGAAAUUCUGGCAGAGAAGAGCACACACUGUGUCAAAAGGAGGCUGAGCCCCAACAACAGCUGGAAAUGGACUGUCACAACACAGACCAAUAUAGCACCCCGCUGGAAAAGACUCAGUUUUCUGCGUCUGCAACUGCUGGGAUUAUUUCUCACGCUCUUAAUACAAAACCUCAACAGUUUGAAACCGGAGCGUGUCCAUUCCGAGAUGAGGUUUCCAAUAAAGUAACUUCCACUAAUUUGACUUCAGAUUGUAUUAAUGCUUUGCCUGAUAAAAGCUGUCUGUCUAAAAGUCCCUCAAGUUUAGAUACAAAUAAUACAGUAGAUCAAAUAGAUUCUUGUGCAGAGGUUCAACCUUUGUCCAAAUGCGAUGUUUUAUCAGAGAUAAACUCUAAAGAGGAUAGUGCUCAGUUCGCAGCAUCACAAAUACAGGUUUUAACAAGUAACAGUCAGACAGAAACCAAAUCGUCCUUGUCUGAAGACUUACUGACAAGUCCUUCAGAAAUCACACAUGUAUCUUCCUGCUGUACUCUGGACAUAGAAUCUCUCACGUCGCUCUCAAAUGAAAGUAUCACUGACAUGUCAGUUAGUUCUUGUUCAUCUGUCAGUGAGCAUGAUUCUGAAUGUCAAGGAGAAAAAAAGACACUAAUCUUGGCAAAACACAAGGAAGAAGAUGUUACGUCUGAACUCAAAAGCAAACCAGGAUCAGAAUGCGACUUACUGGGUGGAACAGUGGAUACCCUCACAGCAUGCAAAGCUGAACGCAGACCUGAAAAGGAACCAAAUUCUGUGUUUGCCAUGUCUUCUUUUUGGAGAGAGAUGGAGAAGCUGACAAUAAAUGACAUUUUGGGUUUGCGAAUGACCAACAAAAGAGCCCUCCCGCCUCUGCAGGAAAGUGAGGAAACAAACCUGUUUGCAAUGACUGAUUCCGGCUUUUUUACUCAAGUGGAUGAGUCCAAACUUGAGCAAACCAACGAGGAAACAUCCAGCGUUCUUGAUUCUGUAGAAUCAAGUUUACAUUCUUCCCCUUCAAGAAGUGUGAUGUGGGAGAGUGAACUUGUCUCCGUGAGCAGAGAGGCCGAUAUUUACCCGGAGAAUAUGAUGUUGACAUCCGUGGCUGACACUUCCCAAACUGUCAUCUCUGAAACGGCUCAGCAGGGCCUCAGAAAGAUUUACAAAAAUGUCAGCGUGCAAAAUUUACAUGCCCUGGAAUCUGACUCUUUCAGCUACAGAAGGAAAGGUGACACUUUGCAAACCUUAGAUGAAGGAGAAUCAGAGUAUUUCUCUGAGGGAUUUGUGCCUAAGCAAGGAAGAGACGCUGCCUCCUUGUCAGACACAUACAGCAUCUCUCUCAUAGAUAUAUUUCAGUACUUCUUCGGAGGAAAACAAUCCGCCCCCAGUCAAUCAGCGACAGAUAACAUGACCGCCUUCUACACUGAUGGAGAUUCUGUCCCUGAAACAUAUGAUCACUUUUUCUCUGAGUUUGAUACAGAAACUUUCUUCUACCCUCUCAUCACAGCUGAAGAUAAGGCCCAAGACAAGCCAGUUCCCAUCUUUUCCUACUCUCGCUCAGCUAAUAGAAAUCUGCAGUUCCCAGAGGCUUAUGAUUAUUUCUUCGCAUCAUCAUCAUCGGAUGAUUCUUCCGUGGAAUCUGAUGAUGAAGAUACAUGCAGCCCCGUGAGGGUGGUGUCCCGGUUCAGCCACGACAUCUACAGUCCAGAAGCCAAGGUCAACCUCUCUGUCUCCUGUACCUGUAAAGCCAAGUGGCAGAUCCCUUCAGAGGACUGUUUCUCCACUUAA
Messenger RNA from Stegastes partitus (bicolor damselfish), 3612 nucleotides. RefSeq names its product PPARGC1 and ESRR induced regulator, muscle 1a (gene perm1a). Gene Ontology annotation, cellular component: nucleus; cytoplasm. Bases 103 to 3612 code for a protein of 1169 amino acids. The record is from RefSeq and is a predicted model, not a curated record. Gene Ontology annotation, biological process: response to muscle activity; regulation of DNA-templated transcription. NCBI's taxonomy places the organism in Eukaryota, Metazoa, Chordata, Actinopteri, Pomacentridae. The transcript has 3 exons.